CCCGUUCCCCUGCGGGCCUUCGGUGCUGGCGGUGACGUCACUCCCGGCCGCUGCCUGGCGCGAGGCGGCGGCGGCGGCUCCGGGCGGCGGCGCCAUGUUCCAGGCCUUGUACAACUGCUUCUGGUGGGAGCGGCUCUGGCUCCCGGCGAACCUCACCUGGGCCGACCUGGAGGACCGGGAUGGGAGAGUCUACGCCAAAGCCUCCGACCUCUACAUCACCAUCCCCUUGGCCUUCGUCUUCCUCGUUGUCCGGCACCUCUUCGAGACGUACGUGGCCACCCCCCUGGCCGGGCUCCUGAACGUCAAGGAGAAGAUCAGGUUAAAAGCCACCCCCAACCCCGUGCUGGAGAAGUUCUAUGCUGCCACCUCCAAGCACCCCAAGCAGGCUGAUGUGGAGAUGCUCUCCAAGAAGAGCGGUUGCACCGUGCGGCAAGUGGAGCGCUGGUUCCGCCGCCGCCGCAACCAGGACCGGCCCAGCCUGCUCAAGAAGUUCAGGGAGGCCAGUUGGAGAUUCACCUUUUACCUUAUUGCUUUCAUUGCUGGCAUGGCUGUUAUAGUGGAUAAACCCUGGUUCUAUGACCUCCGGGAGGUGUGGAAGGGAUACCCCAUCCAGAGCAUGCUGCCCUCCCAGUACUGGUACUACAUGAUCGAGCUCUCCUUCUACUGGUCCCUGCUCUUCAGCAUCGCCUCCGAUGUCAAACGCAAGGACUUCAAGGAACAAAUCAUCCACCACGUGGCCACCAUCAUCCUCAUCAGCUUCUCCUGGUUUGCCAACUACGUCCGUGCGGGGACGCUCAUCAUGGCCCUGCACGACUCCUCGGACUAUCUGCUGGAGUCUGCCAAGAUGUUCAACUACGCCGGCUGGAGGAACACCUGCAACAACAUCUUCAUCGUCUUCGCCGCCGUCUUCAUCAUCACCCGCUUGGUCAUUCUGCCCUUCUGGAUCAUGCACUGCACCGUGGUUUACCCGCUGGAGCUCUACCCGGCCUUCUUCGGCUACUACUUCUUUAACUUCAUGAUGGCCGUGCUGCAGUCGCUGCACAUCUUCUGGGCCUACCUCAUCAUCCGCAUGGCCCAGAAGUUCAUAACUGGAAAGGUGGUGGAGGACGAGAGGAGCGACCGCGAGGAGACGGACAACUCGGAGGAGGAGGAGGAGAAGAACGGGCCCCUCUCCAACGGGCACCCGGUGCUCAACAACAACCACCGCAAAACCGACUGAGGCACCGGAGCCACCGCCCUGGGGUGUCCCCCCCGCCGCCACCACCAC
Messenger RNA from Pezoporus flaviventris, 1267 nucleotides. RefSeq names its product ceramide synthase 2 (gene CERS2). The coding region runs from base 95 to 1219 and encodes 374 amino acids. NCBI's taxonomy places the organism in Eukaryota, Metazoa, Chordata, Aves, Psittaciformes, Psittacidae. The record is from RefSeq and is a predicted model, not a curated record. The transcript is spliced from 11 exons. Gene Ontology annotation, cellular component: membrane. Gene Ontology annotation, molecular function: sphingosine N-acyltransferase activity; DNA binding. Gene Ontology annotation, biological process: ceramide biosynthetic process.